CUCCGCUCGCCUCACGUUGGCCACGGCGAGGUAAGCCACUUAGGCACUGUCGUGGGCUAUAACACUGCAGCGCGCGCUGCAAGGUUACCGCAGCGCGAUGACAUUACGACUCCCCCCUCUAUCGCGCCGAUCCCAACGCCACCUCCCCUUCUUCGUCCUCUGCCUCGUGGCGGCCACCGCUGCCGCGAUGCCGUGGGGAACGGGCGCGGCGGCGGAGACGACGGCUCAGAACCUCACUACAUAUGUGCCGGAGUGCACGCGUGCCUGCGUCGAGCAGAAGAUCCGCGACUCCGGGCUCUGCAGCGGACCCGACGACAGCGAAUGCCUCUGCACGAACAUCAGCCAAAUAGGGCCGGGCUCGGUGCCCUGUAGCCGGGACGCCUGCGCAAACGAGUUCAGCAACUCCACCGAGAUGGCGGCUGCGCUGAAGUCAGGGUACUUGGCAUUCUGUGCCAGAGUGUGGUCGUCUCCGAAUUCCCCAACCACAGGGCCCCCUUCUGGCUUUCCUUCUAAUUUUUCUUCCCUGCCUACCUCCGCGAUAACGCCCAGCGCCUCCUCAGACCCGAGCGGAAGUGGCAGCGGAGACGGUAGUGCUGGCGAUAACGACGGUAGCAGCGAUAGCGGCGGCGGUGGCGGCGUCAAUCUCAGCACGGGUGCAAUAGUCGGGAUUGCCGUGGGCGUGGGUGUAUUCGUUGUGUCCAUCACGGGCGGGUUGUUGGUAUUCGCCUUCCGUCUGGGUAGGAGACGCCCAGACUCGGAUCCGGCGGAUCCGGCCCUGAACUCGCCGCAGCACAGCAAUGGCGGAGAGGUGGGACGAGGAGGAGGAGAAGGGGGAGGAGGGGAGGGGCAAGGGGCGGUAGCCGUGGCGGAGGCAGGCGAAGAAGCAGAAGAGCCCAAACCGCAGUUGAGUGGCACGCCCCUGAAUGAGUUACAGGCCGAGUAUACGGUGGCUGGUUUCGACCCCCUCAAGGAGCUCGAGACGCGCGAGAGGCCUGCCGAGCUUAGCGCCGACCCCCCUUCUUACACACGCCACGACACGCGGAAUGGCAGUGGAAACGGCGAUCAUGACGACUGGAUGGGGGCGAUAGCUCGCAGCUAAUCAGCCAUGGUAUAACAAAUACACACAAAUACACAGCAAGGUCGACGACCCUUCUUGAACGUCCUCGCUACAUAUGAUGGCUCCCGCAGCGUGCAAUAUAAUCUCGCCAGCCGGAAACACCACGAAGCUAUCCCAAAUCUUGCGGGACUUCGAGGGUGAGGGGGGGGGUUCAAUAGUGAUCUUUUGGAUACCUAUCCGAGCGUCUGGAGAGCCGCCACCACUUCUCCUAUGACAUGGGUAAUAGUGGGUGGGCCUACAAAAGGGCUCAGGCAGAACCGGGAAGACGACAUAUU
Molecule: messenger RNA, 1392 nt
Organism: Durotheca rogersii
Lineage: Eukaryota; Fungi; Ascomycota; Sordariomycetes; Xylariales; Xylariaceae
Exons: 2
Coding region: 98-1099 (333 amino acids)
Source: RefSeq, a predicted model, not a curated record